AAAAGCUAGAUUCGCAUGCCAUCUUUAACGUACAUUCAAUUCCCUAUAAAUACUUCACCACCAUUAUUUAUUGCCGAGAUAACACAAAUUUAAGAGAAGUUAGAGACAGAAGAACGUAAAAUCUAGCAAUUCAUUUGGAGACGAUGAAAAGCCCAAUUUACAAACGAGUUAUGGGGAUUCCUGUUAACUCAACUGCUGCUGCAUACUUUGUCUCAUCAUCAUCUAUCAAAUCCUUAUCUGAAUCAGCUCCCCGAUAUCGUAUUCAUGAUUCUUCGGCCAACGGGUCUCCAGCAUAUAAACAAAGAAAAGUAGAUUCGGUUCUUCAGACAAUGAAUAAGCUGGGGAAGAAAGCUGGUAAAUUUGCACACGGAGUCAGAGAACAUGUGAGACUGGCGCCAAAGAUUACUGAAACUGUGAAGGGAAAGUUGAGUUUGGGCGCAAAAAUUCUACAAGUAGGUGGAGUGGAGAAGAUAUUCAAUCAGCUGUUUAAUGUUUGUGAGGGAGAGAAAUUACUGAAGGCUUCUCAAUGCUAUUUGUCAACAACAGCAGGUCCGAUAGCAGGCCUCCUCUUUAUCUCCACAACCAAAGUUGCGUUUUGCAGUGAGAGAUCACUGAAAUUCCGUUCUAAGAAUGGAGAAAUCGUAAGAGUUCAUUACAAGGUUUUGAUCCCACUUGAGAAAAUAAAGAGAGUAAAUCAAAGUGCAAAUAUGAAGAAGCCAUCGCAGAAGUACGUGGAAAUAUGCACUGUGGACCAUUUUGACUUCUGGUUUAUGGGUUUCUUAAAUUAUGAGAAAUCUUUCAAGUCCCUUCAGCAGGCGAUUUCCAAUAGCGUGGUAGAUGAUUUACAAAUCAACUAUUAGUUGACUUAAUUUCAUCAGAAUAUGUAAAUUUUUUAAGUGAGGAAAGUUAAUACAGUUACGAUUAAUGUACACUUUUUGUUGAUUGUUAUUAUGAACUUUCACUUCAACCA
Messenger RNA from Mangifera indica (mango), 970 nucleotides. Its product is annotated as GEM-like protein 4. Gene Ontology annotation, molecular function: methyltransferase activity. Gene Ontology annotation, biological process: steroid biosynthetic process. Lineage: Eukaryota; Viridiplantae; Streptophyta; Magnoliopsida; Sapindales; Anacardiaceae. Bases 144 to 860 code for a protein of 238 amino acids. The transcript is spliced from 4 exons. The record is from RefSeq and is a predicted model, not a curated record.